AUGGUUUGUCUUGUUUUCCCUUCACUGCAGGUGAAGAUACCCAGCUUUUUCUGUGAUAUCGAAAUCGUUCCUGCUCUCCUGCAUGGGGAUCUCUGGGGAGGAAAUGUGGCUGAGGAUGAUUCUGGUCCAGUUAUCUUUGACCCAGCUUCUUUCUACGGCCAUUCAGAGUAUGAACUUGCAAUAGCUGGGAUGUUUGGUGGCUUUACUAGCUCCUUUUACUCUGCUUAUCACAGUAAAAUUCCCAAAGCUCCAGGGUUUGAAAAACGCCUGAAGCUUUAUCAGCUUUUUCACUACAUGAAUCAUUGGAAUCAUUUUGGAACAGGCUAUAGGGGAUCAUCCCUAAACAUUAUGAGAAACCUGGUAAAAUGACUUUCUGCUGAAUCAGAAUACUUCCCGUGUUGCUUGGAAAACCCUGUGCUUGGUGAUGCAACCACAGGCGUGUGAUGUUAAAAUAGCUGCUAGACCCUUGACUUUGUUGCACAGCUAAAGAUCUAGAAUCACCCAGUCCUACUAAGUAUGAAGCAUGGCAUAUUAAUCCCUUUUUAGGUAGGAUAGUUGGGGAUAAUAUUUAAGAGUGAAAUAUCCAAG
Molecule: messenger RNA, 588 nt
Organism: Tinamus guttatus (white-throated tinamou)
Lineage: Eukaryota; Metazoa; Chordata; Aves; Tinamiformes; Tinamidae
Source: RefSeq, a predicted model, not a curated record